GCGGGUUCUCAGCCAUUAUAAGGAGUUAACGACUGAUAAAGAUGGAGGUGGCAGCGCGAGACGGAGGGUGAAGAUAUCCACGCGGUGGACUAACAAAAGAGGCGCUGCGAGCGACAGCGACACCAACGUGCUUAAUGUCAGCGAAAAUAUUUGUGAGCUCGUCACUGGCUACAGAAACGGUUUUGGAUGACGAUUGGUUAAAAGUAGUGUAGUGGUUUUUGAUUGAUUGAAAUGUGCACCAAAUUGUUUUCUAGCGGCAUGAAAGGCCUCAAUCUCGGUGGCGUCGUGGAGUUCUGCCGCGUGCUGACGCGUCAACCACAGCUUUUGCUGCCGCAGCUCUCCGUGAAAGGUAAGCUCCACCAUCUCUUCCUAUUGUGUGCGCAGAAUCGCUGCUGAAUAAGCAAGUAUGCAUUUUGUAAAAAAUUGUUGCGAUUGUGUGUAUUCCUGCUCUUUAUGCUAUUCAGAUGUUACGGAGGUGCCCUUCCAGACUCUUCGAGACCGCGGAUUCCGCGGCGUCAUUUUUGACAAGGAUAAUACGUUGACCGUACCGCACAAACUGGAGAUCGCUCCUCAUUUGGCGCCGUCAUUGGAAGAAUGCCGUCGGGUUUUCGGAGACUCAGGCGUCGUGAUUUUCUCCAACUCGGCUGGUUCAACGGACGACAAGGAUGGAGUCGAAGCCAAGAAAAUCGAAGAGGAGUUACAAGUUGCGGUGCUUCGUCACAAUCAAAAGAAACCAGGAGGAAUUACAUUCGUAAAGAAGCACUUCGGUGAAGUGGAUCCACAAACACUUGUGGUGAUUGGCGAUCGGUACUCGACGGAUGUGCUAUUUGGCAACCUCAAUGGUUUGCUUACGAUCCGAACAGAGCAAUUCACUCCUGAGAGUGAAAAUGUGGUGAACCGGCAGCUGCAACGCAUCGAAAAGGCGGCUGUGCGAAUGCUGGUACGCGCUGGAGUGAAGCCACCAACACAUCCGCUGUGGAAAAUUAUCGAGAACAAGGACGACGAGUAAAUAGUAUACACGGAACGAUCGUCCUUGCGGUUCUUUUAGAGAUAUGCUAGUUCUAUAGCAGAUGAAUUGUACAAGGCAUCACAGCUGCAGAUGAUUAAACGAUUAUGGGCUUACCACGUAGUGCUACACUGUGGUGAAUGUGUCUAUUGUCGUAGGUUCCUGCUCACGAACACCAAUUUCAAGCUCCUGAAGCUUACGCUGCUCUUCCUCUAAUAGCUGCUCGAGGCGAAGCUGACGUU
This is a messenger RNA of Phytophthora nicotianae INRA-310, 1248 nucleotides long. RefSeq names its product HAD phosphatase, family IIIA, variant 1. The transcript is spliced from 3 exons. NCBI's taxonomy places the organism in Eukaryota, Oomycota, Peronosporomycetes, Peronosporales, Peronosporaceae. Gene Ontology annotation, molecular function: phosphatidylglycerophosphatase activity. The record is from RefSeq and is a predicted model, not a curated record. The coding region runs from base 407 to 1009 and encodes 200 amino acids.